CUUUCGGUUUCUGGUUCUGGGCGUCUCCAUCUUGCGGACCCUAAGACAGGCAGUGAAGUCUCUGCGACCUGAACCUCUCAAGCGGCCACUUAGGGCCGAACCGUUAAACCUGAAUACCCUCAGCAAGAAUUCAAGAUGGAAUAACUUCUGUCCUGUCCUGCCGGGUCACACCACCAGCACCUAGCUUGUCUCGUUCGAUCCAGUUUUCUGGAGGUCUCCAGCGAAGACAGGCGACAAAGCCGUUGUUGAGUGGGAUGGGCCGGCGACCGCCCGGUAAAAAGAAAAAAACAGGCCAAACUGCUUGGCUUAAGCAAAAUUUUACAUUUUAAUGCUUUGGCAAAAACUGAGUCCAGAGACCAAAUCUCAUUUCUAAGUUGUACAAUGAAGAGGAGGCGGGGCCUUGCCUUUUGUUACCGUUGUCGCUGGAGACCAGUCAGAAGGUGAGGGCCUGCGCUUUGACUCUCAAGCCUGAGUGGAUUUGAUAAGAGGGUUAUCCUUCACCACAGCGUGUCUCGACUGCAAGAACUCUGGAAGAAAUGAAGAGAGUCCUCAGCAAUGAUGUUGGCUUCUCAUGGUCCCCAGAGCCCUGCUUAAUGGAUGGAGGCUGGGCGAGAACCUGGCUGCUGUGGUUCUGAACAUGGCCCAGAGCCCUGUGUCUGCCGAGGUCAUUCACCAGGUGGAAGAGUGUCUUGAUGAAGAUGAGAAGGAGAUGAUGCUCUUCCUGUGUAGAGAUGUGACUGAGAACCUGGCUCCACCUAACCUCAGGGACCUCCUGGAUAGCUUAAGUGAGAGAGGCCAGCUCACUUUUGCUGCCUUGGCUGAACUGCUCUACAGAGUGAGGCGGUUUGACCUGCUCAAGAGGAUCUUGAAGACAGACAAAGCAACCGUGGAGGACCACUUAUGCAGAAACCCUCACCUGGUUUCUGAUUAUAGGGUCCUGUUGAUGGAGAUCGGUGAGAAUUUGGAUCAGAGUGAUGUCUCCUCCUUAGUUUUCAUUACAAGGGAUUACACAGGCAGAGGCAAGGUAACCAAGGACAAGAGUUUCUUGGAUCUGGUGAUUGAAUUGGAGAAGCUGAAUCUGAUUGCUUCAGACCAAUUGAAUUUAUUAGAAAAAUGCCUGAAGAACAUCCACAGAAUAGACUUGAACACAAAGAUCCAGAAGUACACCCAGUCCAGCAAAGAAGCAAGAUCAAAUAUGAAUACUGUCCAGGCUUCGCUCCCAAAAUUGAGUAUAAAGGAACAAUUAUAUAACUCAAGGCUCCAGAAUGGGCGAAGUAAAGAGCCAAGAUGUGUGGAACACCGUGGCAUUCAAAGAAAACUGGUGAAGACAUCUAUCCAGGAAUCAGGAGCCUUUUUAUCUCCGCACAUCCGUGAAGAGACUUACAGGAUGCAGAGCAGGCCCCUAGGAAUCUGCUUGAUCAUUGAUUGUAUUGGCAACGACACAGAACAUCUUCAAGAGACCUUCACUUCCCUGGGCUACCGUGUCCAGCCUUUCUUGUUUCCCAAGUCACGUGACAUAACCCAGAUCGUUCGCCGAUUUGCCUGUAUGACCCAACAUCAAGACUAUGACAGCUUUGUAUGUGUUCUGGUGAGCCUAGAAGGCUCCCAAAGCAUGAUGGGCAGAGAUCAAGUUCGCUCAGGGUUCUCCUUGGAUUGUGUCAAGAACAUGUUCACGGGGGACACGUGCCCUUCUCUCAGAGGGAAGCCAAAGCUCUUUUUUAUUCAGAACUACGAGUCGUUAGGUAGCCAAUUGGAAGAUAGCAGCCUGGAGAUAGAUGGGCCAUCAAUAAAAAAUGUGGACUCUAAGCCCCUGCAACCCAGACACUGCACAACUCACCCAGAGGCUGAUAUCUUUUGGAGCCUGUGCACAGCAGACAAAUCUCACUUGGAGAAGCCCUCCAGCGCGUCUUCUGUGUAUCUGCAGAAACUCUCCCAGCAGCUGAAGCAAGACAGGAAACGCCCACUCGUGGAUCUCCACGUUGAACUCAUGAACAAAGUGUAUGCGUGGAACAGCGGUGUCUCUUCUAAAGAGAAAUACAACCUCAGCCUGCAGCACACUCUGAGAAAGAAGCUCAUCCUGUCUCCUGCAUGAAAACCCCAGACCUUCCGAGUUCUUGGUAUAUCACGCAGGGUGGUGGCUUGGAGCUGGCAAACCUCCUGAUGGCUUGGGAGCAGACCUUGAAGGUUACUGCUGCUUCUGGCUCUGCCAUGAGUCCUGGCUGCGGGUUCUGCUGUGCACAGGCGUGAGCGAUAUACUCCUGUGCCCGUGAAGCGUCUCACUCCAGACACUGUGCCUUUAAUGCUGUCAUGGACUGAAUCCUCCAAGACUAUGAGGCACAGUAAACUUCCCUGCUUGCAUUCUUUAGUCGGAUGUUUUGCCACAAUGACCCAGCUCCACAUUUAUAUUCUUUUUCUGCAAAAAACAAAUCUCAUUAUGUCCAUUUAAUAUUUACAGUAUAAUGCUUUGUAACACAUAUAGAUAGAAAAAUAGUUACCUGUGAGCACAGGAGAGCUGGCCCUGACCCUCAGCAGCUAUGGAAUGGCUUGGGUGAAGGAGAACUAGCCCUGCUCCUUGAAGGCUGUAGUGCUUUGGAGAGUAGUCUGUCCCAUGCCUGGGCAGCACAGUAGAGCCAGACCCAAGAACAGAACAGUGUGUGGGAGAGCUCGCCCUGGUUGGCUCAGGAUCAGGAGAACAGGUGGGCUGACCAACUUGGGGCUUUGAGUUGACCCACCCCAGCAUCCACAUCGUCUGUGAACUGUUGGAGCAUGUGAAGGGGCUGGUCCUAUAGAAGUAAGGCUGCAGGAUGUCCAUGAUACAGGACAACAACAGAGUAUCUGAGAAGGGUCCCUGUGAGAAUCCAGUAUUGAUAGUGUACCAGAAGCCAGAGGCCUCGAACCAGACCAGUGUAAGUAAAGAUGUAAGGACACACAGGAAUACUGUGGGACACACUGGGACACACACAUGCUUUUAUGGAGAUUUUUUUAUUUUUUGUUUUUGUUUUUUGUUUCUUUGGCAGGAACAGAUUGCAAGGCCAGAGAGUAGAUAAGGAAGCUGGAGACAUGAGUGGGGUUGGGGUUCAUGAUGUUGAAUUCACAAAGAAUCAAAAAAAUCUUAAAAAAAAAAAAAAAAAUGGUUGCCUAGUGAGAUUAGCUUAUUUA
Molecule: messenger RNA, 3159 nt
Organism: Mus pahari (shrew mouse)
Lineage: Eukaryota; Metazoa; Chordata; Mammalia; Rodentia; Muridae
Gene: Cflar
Product: CASP8 and FADD like apoptosis regulator
Exons: 13
Coding region: 572-2092 (506 amino acids)
Biological process (GO): negative regulation of extrinsic apoptotic signaling pathway via death domain receptors; proteolysis
Molecular function (GO): cysteine-type endopeptidase activity; protein binding
Source: RefSeq, a predicted model, not a curated record